Messenger RNA from Uranotaenia lowii, 2072 nucleotides. RefSeq names its product 2',5'-phosphodiesterase 12. Bases 45 to 1982 code for a protein of 645 amino acids. The record is from RefSeq and is a predicted model, not a curated record. The transcript is spliced from 2 exons. Gene Ontology annotation, cellular component: mitochondrion. NCBI's taxonomy places the organism in Eukaryota, Metazoa, Arthropoda, Insecta, Diptera, Culicidae. Gene Ontology annotation, molecular function: 3'-5'-RNA exonuclease activity. Gene Ontology annotation, biological process: nuclear-transcribed mRNA catabolic process, deadenylation-dependent decay.
AUCAGCUUUUGUCACCCACAUGCUUACGAAAAAUCCUACCCAGAAUGCUUCCUUCGCUAGUGCCUAGUUUAGGCAUAAGAAGUGCUUGUGGUAGCUGCUACUUGAAUACUUUUAAACGAAUCAUCUCAAGCAUUGAGGUGACCUCUGCCACCUGCAACAGGACCGCUUAUCCGGUGAUAACGAGGACAGCAAGAUUCGGAUCCAAUUACGCUUUGCGUCACCGAUUCAGCAUGAACGUAGCCUAUUUCCGGCACCAGCCGGAUGAGGAUCAGUGUGCCAUUAGUUUCCAUUUGACCAAUGAGCAGUUUAAAGUAGACAAAGUUUUUAACUUCUGCCGAACUGUAACGGAGAAUAUCGAUGCAAGCUUAGAGCGGAUGCGAGCCAACAUCGACAAGGAAGUGCGGAAAAAGGCAAACAAGAAAAAGAAAAGUAAACCCGGCCAACAGGCGGAACAAAAUCAGGUAGCACCGGAAACUGAAAAGUUGCCGGAAGUCACGGUGAGUUUUUUCGACGAAAGUUUGAAGCAAGAUAUCCGGGAUAUGACCUUUUCCGAGCUGUUGAAUAAAGUACGCAGUAAUCAGCAGAUACUGCUGAAAAUCCUGGACAAUGAUUUUCGGAUAGAUUUGAACUCGCCUUCAGUGCAAACCAUUAGUUUACCUCAAUCGAUUCUGGCCGGAUUUUAUGUCUACCCAGCCAAGUUGGAGAUCCUUUUCGCCGAUAAGGACCUUUCGGAGUUCCAGUGGUUUCGAGGGAAAAUGCCAAAAUCAAACAAUGCGCAGCAAAUCGAAUGGGUUCCUAUAUCUACCGGAUAUUCAUAUAUGGCUACGCCUGCUGAUGUUGGUCAUCAUUUGAAGAUUGUUUGCUUGCCCAAGAAUUCGGAGAAAACUGGUCCGGUGGCCGAGGUCAUCUCGACGUGCGAGGUUCAAGCUGGCCCAGGGCAGUGUCCUUUCGAGGUACGGCAUCUUUUCACGCAGAACAAACUGAAAAACGAACACCAAUUCCGUGUGAUAUCGUACAACAUUCUAGCCGAUUACUAUGCCGACAGUGACUUCAGCCGUACGGAGUUAUUUGGAUACUGUCCGAACUAUGCGCUCCAUAUCGACUAUCGGAAGCAACUGUUCAUCAAAGAGAUUGUCGGUUACAAUGCCGAUAUCGUUUGUCUGCAGGAGGUCGACAGUAAGGUGUACGACUUGGAUUUACUGCCGGUACUUCGCUUGAAGAACUUCGAUGGCCACUAUCGGACUAAAGGAUCAACGGCCGAAGGAUUGGCAACGUUUUUUGAUACCAAUCGGUUUGAGGUUUUGGGCAAGCAGGCAAUAAUGAUUGGCAACGAACUGGAGAAACUGGAUGUCUUCCAGGGGCUCUGGAAUCAGAUAAAAUCAAACGAAAAACUUGCCACCAGAAUAAAAGACCGCUCGACGACCAUCCAAGCGACACUGCUUCGCUCUCGACAGGAUCCCAACAAACAUCUGCUGGUGGCCAACACCCAUUUCUACUUCCAUCCGGAUGCGGACCAUAUCCGGCUGCUGCAGGGUGGUUUUUCGAUGCUGUACGUACGCAGCCUGUACGAGCGCUACCAGCAAGAGCUGAAGCUACAGGACGAACACUUUGCGAUAAUAUUCUGCGGCGAUUUCAACAGUGUCCCAGAGUGUGGCAUGUACCGGCUGAUGACAGAGCGCUUUGUCGGCGAUGAGAUGGCCGACUGGCAGAGUAACGAGGAAGAAGCCGUACGUGGCGUUACACUGGCGCAACCGUUUACAUUUCAAUCAGCCUGUGGCUGUCCCAAGUUUACCAACUAUACGGUAGGCUUUCAGGCCUGCAUUGACUACAUCUACUACCAGUGUGACAAACUGAAGGUGAACGAUAUCGUUCCGUUUCCCGCCGAGGAGGAGCUGAUGGCCUACGACGCAAUUCCGUCACCGGUUUUCCCCUCCGAUCAUAUUGCCCUGGGGGCCAGCCUGGAGUGGUGCUAUAAAUCGUGAGGGAUGUAUUGGUUUUAGUAUUGUAUAAAUAAAACAGAAAUUAAAAGUUUUCAAAUAGCGGACCGCUAGAGAAACCUAAUUUCGAAAAUA